Molecule: messenger RNA, 3008 nt
Organism: Planococcus citri (citrus mealybug)
Lineage: Eukaryota; Metazoa; Arthropoda; Insecta; Hemiptera; Pseudococcidae
Exons: 2
Coding region: 613-2670 (685 amino acids)
Source: RefSeq, a predicted model, not a curated record
ACAAUUUUUCAAAAUCUCUUUUUUUUCAAAAUUAACAUCCCCAAAAAAAUCUUUUAAAAAAUUAUUGUAAAAUUUUAAAAGCCAACAAAUAAACUCCUUGCUUGAAAAACAUUGGUUUUUAGUUCUCUUAAAAAUAAAUACAAAUUUUCAAAAGUUGCUACCCUCGCUUCGCUUGAGCUUAUUGCAUACCCGUUUUUUUUUCAAAACCGGUUUCCUUAAAGGACAGGUUUUUAAGCCUUUCGAAAUGAAAUUUUCAAAAACGUUGACCCUUGCCUCACUAGGGCCAACCGGUUUCUUGUUUCAAAUUUUGUAAAAAAAAUCCAAAACAUGAAAUCAAAAUUCUUAUUAUAAGUCAUCCAAUAGGCAAAAUUAGUAGGUACAUACAUAUUUGUUCUUUGUAGCAGUGGACAAAUUUUCAGUUGAAUCCUCCUCCUUCACCUCCCCAUAAAAAAAAACCUUUACAUAGUUUCAUUCCUAUAGAAAUUAGGCCAAACUAUAUUUGCCCCAGAAUUUUAUGACGGGUCAUGAACUUAAAUAGUGCAAAGAUAUUCGUUUUAAAUAAAAUUUAUAACUCUUUUUGAAAUAUUUCUACAAAAAUGAUGUAUAACCAAAAUGAACACCACUACCUCAGUGACCAUUGUGCUAGUAUUCAUGCUGUUUAAAAUCCAAUAUGGGUCAUUCCAAUCUAUCGAAUGUAUGGAAAAAAUAAACGAAGAUUUUGAAGACGUAGUGAAGAGAAAAUACUUUGUUGACAAAUCGGAUCUGUUGAAAGAAAUUUUAAGCGAUGCUACAGAUAGGAGUACUUGGAUUCUAAAUUUUCCCAAGGGAUUUGGAAAAACCACCAAUAUGAAUAUGAUAAGAAAAUUCGCUGAAAUAGAAAUGAAUGCAGAGGGUUCACCAAUUACUCAAAAUUUAAUAAACGUUACCAACACUCCAAAUUAUGAAUUUUUCACCCGGAAGUACGAUUUUGGAUAUUUUAACAUUGCAAAUGACAGUGAUUUCAUGCGCAGACAUUUUGGGGCAUAUCCUGUUAUCUAUAUGGAUUUCAGAACAACAAGACCCAUUCAAAACUAUACAGAUGUAGUUGAAAUUUGCCGACAAAAAAUUCACCAGGCCUUCCUUCAACAUCAGUACUUGUUGAAUAGUAAGAAUCUGGACUACGACUACAAAGAAAACUUCAAAGUAUGGAUACAGAAAUCACAGCUCAGUCAACUUGAUAAAUACUCCGUUAUAGAAGGUCUUCAGAAAUUGAUAGAGCUUUUAUAUAUGCAUUUUCAACAACGAGUAAUUGUAUUGAUCGACGAAUAUGAUGCGAUUGUUCAAAGUUAUUUAACGGGACAAGACAUUGUGAAUGAACCACUCCAGACAAUUUUCAAUCCUUUCAUGGAUAUGCUUGGUAGUGCUCUAAAAGAUCAAGUCAGACUGAGAGUCGCUGUGCUCACUGGGUUGACAAGUAUUUCAAAUGCUAGAAUUAAGGAGAAUGUGCCUAAUAUAGAAAUACAUCGCUUCGGCAGAGAAGAGAUGACCAAAUUCUGGAAAUAUUAUGGUUUCACCUCUGAAGAUCUGGAUCGUUUAUUCAGUAUAUCACCAUUUAAACUCAACUCUACCGUAAGAGAUCAAGUCGAAAAGUAUUAUGGUGGUUAUUUAAUCAAUAAUGUGCACAUUUACAACCCAACUUCAAUAAUUCAGUUUUUCACAAAUGAAGAAAUCAAACCAUUUUGGAAUAUGGAAAGCCAAAGUAUAAUAAAUACAUUUUGGGAAACAUUGUUGAUAAUAGACGUACGAUUGAAAAUAUUCAAUCUUAUUGAUAACCAAAACGUAACGAUUAAAAAUUUGGGGAAUGUAGACAUUGAGGACCUUCUCUAUUUAAAAGGGCUUUUGGAAACAAAUAGUUUGAAAGCUGAUACUACUGGGCGAUCAAAAAGAAACAUAUUUUUUAACUUUUUAUUAGACCUGGGAUAUUUAAAGAUAACUUGGCAGAAUCACACCUAUUGGCGGUAUCCGGCCUACUUGAAUGUGACCAUACCAAACUUGGAAAUUCGUGAUGAUAUGAUAAGACUAUUGAAGGAGUAUGAAAUGUCGACACCCUGCAGCGACGAAGAGCUCAUACUCCAAGACAAAAUUUUCCAACAUUUGCAAUCCUUAACAGCCGAUAAUCACACAUAUCAUCUUCAAGAGAUUACUAGUGCAUUAAAUAAACUUUCCAAGCUCGCCAUGCCUUUUAAUCCGUCCUUCAAGAAGGAAACUGUACUAACUGUUAUGCUACAUUGGCCAUUUUUGAUCCAGGGUAUUCGUUGUUACUCACAAGUUUCUGUAGAAGGACAUUCUGGUUGUGUGGACCUGCUGGUGAAAAGUUUAGCCAAUGUUUACAUAAUUAUCAAGACAAAAUAUAAUGGCACAUCUUCUGAGGCAUUAACCCAAACAAAUCAAUAUGUAUCGGUCUUGGAUGACUCAGAUUACAAACAAACCCAAAACUGUGUUUUACAGAUGGGUAUUAAUGUAUGUGAUGACUAUAAAAUUACAGUGUCAGCAAUUCUUAAUAUCACUAAUGGUACAUCUUAUGGUCCAUAUCACUUCCCUUCGUUUCCUAGUACAACCACUAUAAAAAAUGACUUCCGCUCCGAAAUUUCAAAGAGUAAAAUCAUGCCCUUGAAGAAAAGAAGACUCUGACUCAACAUGCUCUCAAAGAGGAUCAGAAGACGCAGUUGAAUAUUUUUAGAUUAUUAAAGUUGAAAAAUAUAUUAUUAAAAUAAAAAAUAUAAAAAUUAAUAUAAAAAAAUGAUAUACUUACGUAUGAAAAAUAUUAUUUCAGAAAUAGGUAUACCUACUGAAUUAUAUUACCUAUUAUUUAUGUAUUUAUUCAACGUAGCUUCUGCAAAUGUUUUUAUAAAAAAUAUAAUUUUUCAAUUCAUAAUUAACUAUAGCGAUAGCUAAUUUCUAUAAGUCUAUAAUGGUAAAUAUAAUUUUUAAGAUGUGUAUUUUUAAUGUUGAUAGGUAAUAAAAAUUAC